UUCAACAAGAAUUGCCAAAAUAAAACAUGAUGGUCCCAAACCCGAUUAAGAAGGCAAGAAACUCCACAAAUGAUCCUUGACAAGACACAUCUGUUGGGAAACCAUUUCAGGUGACUACCUCAUGAAGCUCAUCGAGAGAAUGCCAAGAGUGUGCAAAGCAGUAAUGAAAGCAAAGGGUAGCUAUUUUGAAGAGCCUACAAUAUAAAACAUACAAAGACUCAUUUCACACUUUUUUGUUUACUACAUAAUUCCAUCUGUGUUCAUUCCUAGAUUUGUUGCCUUCAGUUGUGUUGUGCAGAAGUCAGGUAGACAGCCCAGUUGACAGUUGACAGCCCUAUUUGACAACUGUUAGAAUCCAUAUUUUGGCAAGAACCAAUGAGCUCAGUAAAGAGAAACAACAGUAUAUCAUUACUUUAAGAACUGAAGGUCAGUCGGUCCGGAAAAUUGCAAAAACGUUGAAGAUAUCUCCAAGUGCAGUCGCAAAAACCAUCAAGCGCUACGAUGGAACAGACUCACAUGAGGACCAAGGAAAGAAAGACCAAAAGUCACCUCUGCUGCUGAAUUUUGUUUGCUACAUAAUUCCAUAUGUGUUCAUUCAUAGUUUGAUGCUUUCAGUGAGAAAUUACAAUGUAAAUAGUCAUGAAAACAAAGAAAAACCAUUAAAUGAGAACGUGUGUGAAAAUGUUUGACUGCUAGUGUAUUUUAGAGUGAAAUCAUCUUUUAAAACCGCAAGUUGUGCACUUUAGUGAUCAUCCAUUCCAGUAGGGGGCGCUGUCUGUAAAACAUGCUCCAGACGUGCGGCCCCAGAAGAAGCUGGAAGUGCAGUCCUCCCUGUGCAGCCUCCAGCUCUGGGUGCGUAGUGCAGACAUACUCUACUCAAUACGUGUCUAACUUGCAGCUGACAGAAUGAGAUAAGAUGGAUGAUGCCAAGGCGGAUAGUUGUGCGGCUGAAGAGGAAGCAGGUUCUGAUGUAGAGGUGUUCUGUUUGAUGCGAGUCGGGAGAAACUCUGACUGGCUUCGACUGUUCGAGAACACAGAGAUCGCCGUUGGUCGAGGUGUGGAUGUAACUUACCAGCUGCUGUCUCCAAGUUGUCCUCUGAUGAUCUCUAGACUGCACUGUACUUUCAAGCAAAGGGAAGAUGGACAGUGGACAGUGACAGACAAGAAGAGUCUCAAUGGAGUGUGGGUGAAUGGAAACCGUAUAACUGCUGAUGAAGCCCAUCAGCUCAAGCUUGGAGACUCCAUUCAGCUUGGAGUUCCUUUAAAAGGAUACAACAUGGAGUUUGACUACAUCCUUGUCCAGCGGCCACUUAAAGACAUUAAACUCUAUCUGGCAAAGGUGCAGAGAGAGGGUGCUAAAAGAGUCCACAUAUCCAAGAAGCCCAAGAGGAAAUUGACUGUGGAAGAAAUUGAGCCCUCUACCUCAAACCCCAAGCUCUACCGCUGCUCUUCUGCAGACAAGUCUUUUGCAAAGCCCUGCCCUCUGUCUCCAGCAGAACACCAGCAGGGGCUCAGUCACACAAGGACAGAGGAAACUGGACCCAGCAGAGGAGUUCAAGAGGCAGAGUGGCCCUCUGAUGACACCAGCCUUCCUUCUGACCUGGACGACUUGCAGAUGUACAGCCAGAACAUUCUGCUGUUGAGGGAGCAGGUGGACGCCACUCAGAGGCAAGUAGCUUCUCUAGAGGGAGAACCCCAACAAGCUGACCCGUUCAAAGAGGAGCAGGUCAGGGAGCUGCAUGGCCAGCUACAGAUGCUCAGAGCCAAAAUGGACAGGAUGGCGGCAUUAGAGAAGUCCUUCAGUGAAACUAGGAGGCAGCUGGAGGAACAGAAAACACAGCAACAAGAGGAGGUUUUGAAGAAACAACUGGAAGGGGCUUUACAAGAGCAAAAGAAAGUGAUCGAUGAACUUGCCCUCUCUCGAAAAGCCUUUGAGCAGAUCCUCUCGGACAAAAACAAGGAGCUCGAAGCGACAAAGGAGGAGAAAGAAAAGGCAAGGGCCCAAAAAGAGGAGGUUGUUACACAAGUGACUGAAGUCCUGGAGAACGAGCUUCAGUGCAUCAUUUGCUCAGAGCUUUUUAUUGAGACAGUCAUCCUGAACUGUGCUCACAGUUUCUGCUGUUACUGUAUCAAGCUGUGGCGUAAAAAGAAAGACGAGUGCCCAAUCUGCCGACAGGUCAUUCAGUCUCAGACCCGCUGUCUGGCACUGGACAACUGCAUUGACAGCAUGGUGGAAAACCUGAGCCUGGACAUGAAGGCGAGAAGACAGGCCCUCAUCAGCGAAAGGAAAGGUGAGAGCUCGAGCUCAGUGAGGUUGGAUGGAGAGCGUUUGUGAACAGCAGUCUUCAGCUCUGCCCACAGAUUCUCGAUUGGAUUCAGGUCUGGACUUUGACUUGGCCAUUCUAACACCUGGAUACGUUUAUUUGUGAACCAUUCCAUUGUAGAUUUGGCUUUAUGUUUUGGAUCAUUGUCCUGUUGGAAGAUAAAUCUCCGUCCCAGUCUCAGGUCUUUUGCAGACUCCAACAGGUUUUCUUCCAGAAUGCUCCUGUAUUUGACUCCAUUCAUCUUCCCAUCAAUUUUAACCAUCUUCCCUGUCCCUGCUGAAGAAAAGCAGGCCCAAACCAUGAGGCUGCCACCACCAUGUUUGACAGUGGGGAUGGUGUGUUCAGGGUGAUGAGCUGUGUUGCUUUUACGCCAAACAUAUCGUUUUGCAUUGUGGCCAAAAAGUUGGAUUUUGGUUUCAUCUGACCAGAGCACCUUCUUCCACAUGUUUGGUGUGUCUCCCAAGUGGCUUGUGGCAAACUUUAAACAAGACUUUUUAUGGAUAUCUUUGAGAAAUGGCUUUCUUCUUGCCACUCUUCCAUAAAGGCCAGAUUUAUGCAGUGUACGACUGAUUGUUGUCCUAUGGACAGACUCUCCCACCUCAGCUGUAGAUCUCUGCAGUUCAUCCAGAGUGAUCAUGGGCCUCUUGGCUGCAUCUCUGAUCAGUCUUCUCCUUGUUGGAGGUGAAAGUUUAGAGGGACGGCCGGGUCUUGGUAGAUUUGCAGUGGUCUGAUACUCCUUCCAUUUCAAUAUGAUUGCUUGCACAGUGCUCCUUGAGAUGUUUAAAGCUUGGGAAAUCUUUUUGUAUCCAAAUCCGGCUUUAAACUUCUCCACAACAGUAUCUGGGACCUGCCUGGUGUGUUCCUUGGUCUUCAUGAUGCUCUCUGCACUUUAAACAGAACCCUGAGACUAUCACAGAGCAGGUGCAUUUAUACGGAGACUUGAUUACACACAGGUGGAUUCUAUUUAUCAUCAUCAGUCAUUUAGGACAACAUUGGAUCGUUCAGAGAUCCUCACUGAACUUCUGGAGUGAGUUUGCUGCACUGAAAGUAAAAGGGCCGAAUAAUAUUGCACACCCCACUUUUCAGUUUUUUAUUUGUUAAAAAAGUUUAAAAUAUCCAAUAAAUUUCAUUCCACUUUACGAUUGUGUCCCAAUUGUUGUUGAUUCUUGACAAAAAUUACAAUUUUAUAUCUUUGUUUGAAGCCUGAAAUGUGUCGAAAGGUUGAAAAGUUCAAGGGGGCCAAAUACUUUCACAAGGCACUGUAUGUAGUCAGUGAGACCUCUGGUUCCACAUGGACACUACUGUUCAUAAGUUAGGGGUCACUUAGAAAUGUCCUUUUGUCUAAAAGAAAAUAAUUCUUUCAAUGAAGAUGGCAUUAAAUGAAUCAGAAAUACAGUCUCGACAUUCUUAAUGUGGUAAAUGACUAUUCUAGCUGGAAACGGAUGAUUUUAUCUCCAUAGGGGUACAGGGGAACAUUUCCAGCAACCAUCACUCCUGUGUUCUAAUGCUGCAUUGUGUAGUACAAUCACUGUCCUCUUAAAGUGAGUUUUCCUUGUUUCAGAUAAGCAAGCCUGGAACAGCAAAUCACCAGAUUAGGUCACUGGAGAAUUUUAAAUAGUCUUGUUGUAUGAGAUGUGAUCAAAAAGUUCUGUCACUGUGUUUAUAUGAAGCUAAAUGGCGUCUGUUUUAGCUGUGGCUGCCAUCUUCUGCAAAGUAGUCAGCCAUGCUCUCGUCCCAGAGCUCCUGACACACCUGGAAGUCUUGCUCUGUACAUAUGCCACUUAAAUUUCAUUUUGGGAAGGAGGAAGAAGUUACAGGAAACCAAAUCUUGCAAGCAGGGCUCUUGGGUUUUGUUGUUGUUGUUUUUUUU
Messenger RNA from Acanthochromis polyacanthus (spiny chromis), 4194 nucleotides. It is a transcript of the gene rnf8, whose product is annotated as ring finger protein 8, E3 ubiquitin protein ligase. The record is from RefSeq and is a predicted model, not a curated record. Bases 917 to 2335 code for a protein of 472 amino acids. Lineage: Eukaryota; Metazoa; Chordata; Actinopteri; Pomacentridae. Gene Ontology annotation, cellular component: nucleus; ubiquitin ligase complex; cytosol. Gene Ontology annotation, biological process: protein K48-linked ubiquitination; ubiquitin-dependent protein catabolic process; double-strand break repair. Gene Ontology annotation, molecular function: ubiquitin protein ligase activity; histone binding. The transcript is spliced from 9 exons.